AUCGAAAUCCGACUAUAAAAUCUCCCCGUGGACCACCACGGGUUCAGUAUCGUGAUCUAGCUCACCUCAGGGUCGCAACCGUCUCAUCUUCCUCGAGGAGCAAGAAACAAAUCCAACUCGACCAACCAUGAAGCUGAUCGUUGCUUUCGCCUUCGUCGUCGCCGUCGCGUACGCUGCUCCACAGGGCCUGCACCAGGACGAGGUGGUGCUAGUAAAAGAGACACCUUCCGACAACGUCGGCCUCGGAGGUUACAACUACGGCUACGAGCUCUCGAAUGGCCAGUCUCACCAAGAAACCGCUGACGUGAUCAACGCUGGAACCGAGAACGAAGCACUCGCUGUUCGUGGAAGCUUCACUUGGGUCGAUCCUUUGACCAAUGUCAGAUACACGGUCAAUUAUGUCGCUGAUGAGAAUGGUUUUCACCCACAGGGCGAGCACAUCCCCUCGUAAAUUGUACCUCUCGUUUAAAUAAAUUUCGCUCUUAAGUACCUGGCUACCGAAUCAAUCUUCUAU
Hylaeus volcanicus is the source of this 514-nucleotide messenger RNA. Its product is annotated as flexible cuticle protein 12-like. The coding region runs from base 128 to 451 and encodes 107 amino acids. The transcript has 2 exons. The record is from RefSeq and is a predicted model, not a curated record. Gene Ontology annotation, molecular function: structural constituent of chitin-based larval cuticle. Lineage: Eukaryota; Metazoa; Arthropoda; Insecta; Hymenoptera; Colletidae. Gene Ontology annotation, cellular component: chitin-based extracellular matrix.